CGUCAGCGUGGGUGUCUGUGCCAGAAAGCUUGCAGGGUUUCAGGUCCGAGAGACCCAGUAGCUUAAAUUCCGCACACCCGUUAAUUAUGACAUCAAAUACAAUCAAAACACGAACGACCGUUUGAACCCAAUUUUCUUUUAGUAGCUCCUCUUUGGUGUCUCAAGCUGUCUGUCUACCUAUCAUUCUCCGACAAUCACUUAUACCCACUCCUUACUGACUUGCAAAAAGACACCUUUCUGUACAUCGUCCAUAAUGGGGGUCUUGUCACGCAUCGGCCUCCGACGGGCCAACCAAUGGGAGCCCCCCACGCUCUUGGACAAGCUGCUUGACGGUCCUCUGCACUACCUGGUUGCCAUCAUCUAUGGUGUCUUGGUGUGGCUCCGAGGCCGCCCAUUCGCCCCGCCGUCCAGCCGGCAGCGCGUGCGGGUAGUUUGCAUAUCGGACACCCAUGACCAGACCCUCGACACCGUUCCCGACGGGGACCUGCUCAUACACGCCGGAGAUCUCACAAAUGCAGGCACUGUCCAGGACAUCCAGCGGCAGAUUGACUGGCUUGCAUCUCAGCCUCACCAGCACAAAGUUAUGAUUGCUGGAAACCAUGAUACCUGGCUGGAUCCGGUGUCCCGAAAGACGCUUAUCAACAAGACGACAGAGGACCCUUCGGCUGUCCCGGAUUUUAAAGGCAUCCAUUAUUUAGAAGACAAUUCGGUCCAGCUGGUGUUCAAGCCCAGCGGCUGCACUCUCAACGUCUACGGGUCACCGCACAUACCGCGUUGCGGCGGAGAUGAAUUUGCCUUCCAGUACAUGAGGCACGAGUCUCCGUGGGCUAAUAAAAUCCCAAAGGCAACUGAUAUAUUGGUCACCCACACGCCACCGCAACACCACCUUGACCUUGGACUAGGCUGCAGCGGACUUCUAAACGAAAUAUGGCGCGUCAAGCCCCGCUUACACGUGUUCGGACAUGUCCACACUGCUGCCGGCCGCCAGGCUGUCUACUUUGACGAUUGCCAGCGCGCCUUUGAGAGUCUUAUGGCCAGGCCGAGGAGAGGCGUGUUUCGGGAUCUGAUGCUGCCGCAUGCAGGCUGGAUCGACGCAUGCAAGGUGGUCUUGUACGGUCUCAACGCGGUACUUUUCAAGUGGCUAAUGCAAGGGCCGGGCCCUAACCACGGAGGUCUGAUGGUGAAUGCCGCCCAGAUGUAUCGCAACACUGGAAAGCUAGGAAACCAGCCGCAGGUUGUGGAUAUGUGAUACUCUAGGCCUGGUCAUGGACCGUGUUGCCAUAAAAGCAGCCCAUGCUCAGCAUGGCGGGCUUCAUUUUUUGAAGGGACGUGAUUGCAGGAUUGCGUGUUCAUGAUCCUCUUCUGGCAAAGCCACUGUUAACCAACAGAUGCUCAAAAUAUUUUGUAUACCUUAUUUUCACGGGGGUUUGAAGUGGAGGAAGCCCUAUCAAACUUGGGUACAAGUCGUACAGCAACUCAGUAUUUAAUGCAGCUGAAAGCAUCUAGUUUUCUUGCUACUCCGAGUAUUUCAUAGACCACAGUAUAUGUCGAAUUUCAAUUUGUAAUUGUGGUAAAAAUAACGGAUUUUUAUCCUCGGUAUUUAGCUGGGCACCCGUUUUAUAAUACCGUCACGAGGCUAAGAGUCCCGAUAGCGCAAACCUACCUAUAUUUAC
Messenger RNA from Pyricularia oryzae 70-15, 1673 nucleotides. RefSeq lists its product as uncharacterized. The transcript has 3 exons. The record is from RefSeq and is a predicted model, not a curated record. Bases 254 to 1249 code for a protein of 331 amino acids. Lineage: Eukaryota; Fungi; Ascomycota; Sordariomycetes; Magnaporthales; Pyriculariaceae. Gene Ontology annotation, molecular function: hydrolase activity.